Messenger RNA from Rhineura floridana, 1594 nucleotides. RefSeq lists its product as uncharacterized. Bases 593 to 1594 code for a protein of 333 amino acids. Lineage: Eukaryota; Metazoa; Chordata; Lepidosauria; Squamata; Rhineuridae. The transcript is spliced from 3 exons. The record is from RefSeq and is a predicted model, not a curated record.
AGCAGCAGCUUCGGCUCGGCGCGGUUUCCUUCAGCGGCAGCUUCGGCCGGGCUCCUUUUGGCGGCAGCUUCGGCGGGGUUCCUUUGGCAGCGAUCGCGGCAGCAGCAGCUUCGGCAAGGCGCGGCUUCCUUCAGCGGCAAUUUCGGCAGCAGCAGCUUCGGCGGCGGCUUCUCUGCCGGCGCACGUGGGCCUCCGGAGGCUUCCUGUGGCCAGGGUGGCUGGGCGGCAGCGAGCCCCCCCCCCAACCUCAUUGAGAGACAGGGAGGCAGUGGCGGCGGGCAACAAGGCCUAGGCGGCGAGGAUCCUGGGGCAGUCACGACGAGGCGGCAGCGCAGGAUCGGAUCCAGCACGGCGAGGACCACAGGCUAGGCGGCCUUUGGCCGGCAACUUUUAAAUUUAAUUGUUAAUUUUAAUUAGCGCGGGGGUAGGUGGGGCACGACCCAACCAUCAAUCCUUGCCACGUGCAGGGCAAUUAGGCUACCCUCCAGGAUAAUUGGGUGCCGGGUGGGGGUAUUGAUUAAGCAGGCGGGCUCCUUCACAACGCUUUGUAAUCACGUCGUUUUGCAAGCGGGGCCCCCUAUCUCCCUCUAGUAUGCCUAAGAAAGGACAAGGGGGGCCAAAAGGGAAGGGAAAGGCCCCCAGAGCAGGGGGGAGAUGCCCACCCCCAGCGGCGGAGGGGGCAAGGAGUGGGGAGGGGCCACCAUGGGCGGCCAUAUUAGCCAGGUUGGAAGCCCUAGAACAUGGCUCAAGCCACCCUAAUGCACCCCGGGACCAACCUGUGACAGGGAAGAAGAAAGACCCACCACCCAAACGGUCUCGGGGGAAAACACAGCGGCCAGUGAACAGUGCUGAUGCAGGGGCUGUUGCUUCCAUCUUAGCGCGACUGGAUGUGCUGGAGGCCGGGCUCAGGGCUGAGGCGAGGACGCCCAGCAUAGAGCCAGGCGCAACUCCCACCCUGCAAGCAGCCCCAACAAUGCAGCCCGCACAAGGACCUUCGGCGGAAAGCACACAGGAUCGCUGGACAAGAUCGGAGCAGCCACGCAUCCUCCUAUGUGGCCACAGUAUGAUGUUCUGGGCAGGCCGCAGGGCGGCGAAGUCUCGCUUCGGCACGCAGCUGGGGCUCAGUCAAUGGGCCGCAGUGCGGUGGCUGGGACGUCGGGGGAUGCGUUGGGAUGGGCUCCUGCCAGCCUUGUUUCAACCGGCUGUGGAAGUGGCAGCGCCCCAGGUGCUGGUGAUCCACCUCGGGGGCAACGACUUGGGUCUGUUAAAGGGCAAGGCCCUAAUUGAACAGGCAUGCGGUGACCUCCGGGCCAUUGCACGUCGCUGGCCGGGGGUGCACUUAGUGUGGUCAGACAUCCUGCCGCGCAGGAGGUGGAAUUGUGCCGGUGACCCACGAGGGAUGGACAGGGCACGGAAAAAGGUGAACAGGCAAAUUCAGAGGGCCCUUAGGGACUUAGGAGGUUCUGUCAUCCACCACCCAGAGGUGGGCCACAACAAGCUUGAGCUGUUUCGGCCUGACGGCGUCCAUUUAACGGACAAGGCCUCUAAGCUGCUAGCUGUAAAAGAUCUGGUUGUGGUGCAGGACCUUGACUGA